Messenger RNA from Penicillium verhagenii, 2049 nucleotides. Its product is annotated as GMC family oxidoreductase. The transcript is spliced from 6 exons. Gene Ontology annotation, molecular function: flavin adenine dinucleotide binding; oxidoreductase activity, acting on CH-OH group of donors. The record is from RefSeq and is a predicted model, not a curated record. Lineage: Eukaryota; Fungi; Ascomycota; Eurotiomycetes; Eurotiales; Aspergillaceae. The coding region runs from base 1 to 2049 and encodes 682 amino acids.
AUGCGGUGUAGUCUAUCCGCUAGCCAGAUCAUUGGCGUGGGCCUCGCCAUUGUGCCCGUCGCACAUGCCUUGUCACCGCGUACGGAGAUCUCCGAUUCAUACGAUUUUGUCAUUAUUGGAGGAGGUCAAGCGGGAUUGACUGUUGGUGGUCGUCUUUCUGAAGAUACAAACCAUACAGUAUUAGUUCUGGAGGCAGGUGGUAAUGGCGAUGAUUAUCGUGAGCGUAUAGAUACCCCGGCAUAUGGAUACUAUGAAUCCCUGUGGACAACACCUUUGAAUUGGAAAUACUAUACCGUUCCACAGUCCAAUGCCGAUGAUCGAGAGAUUUACUGGCCUCGAGGCAAAGUGCUUGGAGGCAGUUCCGCUAUUAAUGGACUAUACCUUACCCGCCCAGGUGAGGAUGACAUCAAUGCCUGGAAUGAACUACUGGGAGACAUGGAUGGCGCGGACAACUGGUCAUGGGACUCUUUCUACGCUGCCAUGAAGAAGGCCGAGAAUUUCACUGCCCCCAGCGACGCCAUCGCUGAAGAAGCAGAUAUCCAUUGGAACAUCUCAACACAUGGAACCCAGGGUCCCAUUCACGCAUCUUACCCGGGAUACACAUUCCCACAAGUCGGCUACUGGUCCGAGUCUUUGGAGAACAUCGGUAUCGCCAUCUCUGAGAACAUGUAUGGUGGUGAUAACUGGGGCGCCGAUGUCUCAACAUCUUGUAUCAACCCUUCCAACUGGACCCGAUCAUACAGUCGUACAGGUUACCUCGACCCACUCCCGGACCGGGGCAACUACGAUGUUUUGGCCAAUGCCUAUGUCACUCGCAUUGUCUUUGAUAACUCUACCUCGACCAACUUGACCGCCACCGCUGUUGAGUACACUACCGAUAACGGCACGACCACUUCGACGGUCAAGAUCAACAAGGAGGUUAUUCUGUCUGCUGGGUCAAUUGGCAGCCCGGCUAUAUUGAUGUACAGUGGUGUUGGCCCGAAGGAUGUUCUGGCCGAUGCAGGUAUCGAUCUUCUCUCUGAAUUGCCUGGUGUUGGACAACAUCUUCAAGAUCACUUCAGUGCUACGGUGACUUGGGAUACCAAUGUGACUACCUCGGGCUCCAUCUAUUAUGACGACGGUGCCGACAAGGAUAAUGAACUAUAUCUCUCUUACAUUGACGACGCCGUCGCCUACGUCAACUCGACCGCGAUCUAUGGCAGCGAAGUCUCCACAAUGGAAGCAAGCAUCCUCGCCUCCAUCGACCAGUACGCCCCCAACUCAACAUACGGCGACGAGGUGAUCGCCGGCUACAAAGCCAUCUGCAACAUCACAGCAAAGAAGAUUUUCAACAGCCCAACCGGCAUCAUCGAACUUUUGUUCAUGAACAGCGACUCAAACGGUGACAUUGGCAUCACCGCCGCUCUGCAGCACCCAUACAGCCACGGCCGUAUCUACAUCAACUCCUCCAAUCCACUAGACUACCCCGUCAUCGACCCGAACUACCUUAACAACCCAGCCGAUUACGAAAUCCUCCGCGACGGCCUAAAGAUGGCCCGCAGCAUCGGCGAAGCCGCCCCACUAAGCAACAACCUCACCAGCGAAACAGCCCCAGGCUCCGACGUCUCCACCGACGACGAAUGGGUCACCUGGCUGCGCACGGAAGCCAGCACCGAAUUCCACCCCUCCUCCUCGUGCGCAAUGCUGCCCCUCGAACUGGGCGGAGUCGUCGACGCAAACCUGCUCGUGUACGGCCUCGCCAACGUUCGCGUCGUCGACGCCAGUGUCCCGCCCAUCGCCUUGUCCACGCACCUUAUGUCCUCGACAUACGGCGUCGCCGAGCAGGCCGCGAACAUCAUUCGUGGCUUCUACAAUGGCGUGCCUUUCACUUCGUCUUCGAGCAGUGGCAGCAGCAGCGGAAGCAGCGAUGUCUCUACGAGCGCUAGCGCCGUGAGUGCGAAAUCCACGGGAUCGGUGGCUGCGCCGAGUAACGGUGCGACAUCUGGUGCUGCGGGAGCGGCUUUGUACAGUUGGAUUUCUCUCGUUCUUAUCAUUGCGUUGACUUUUUAG